Camellia sinensis is the source of this 857-nucleotide messenger RNA. NCBI's taxonomy places the organism in Eukaryota, Viridiplantae, Streptophyta, Magnoliopsida, Ericales, Theaceae. The record is from RefSeq and is a predicted model, not a curated record.
AUGGAGCCAAUUUCACUUUUAAUCGCUUCUUUCCACAAGGAACUUUCUAGUGAAGUCACAGCUUCGUGGAAAGUAGCGGCGGCAGCAGCAGCAGCGGCAGCAGCAGCAGCAGCAGCGGCAGCUGCCUUCUACCCAUAUCUGAAUUUCGGAGAAGGGACUGAUGGAACAGGUGGAGGAGGAGGAGGAGCUGCCACCAACUACACGACAGCGGCAGUUGGACAAGGGUAUGGUGUGCAGUACCCACACCACCUCUUCCAGUACUCAGCAGCAGCAGCAGCCAUGAACUCAACUGGUGGCGCCUACGGUCCACAUCACUAUGCUGCUCCUGUUUCUCUUGCACCCACUCCUCCUUUGCAAUCAGGCGUGACGAUGGCUCUCCAUGCACCAAUGCCUCAUCGUUGAGAGAUUCAUUGGAUUUUGAACUUACCUACUCCAGUCUGAGUACUCCUUGAUCAUCAGAAGGAUCUGAAAAACCUUUGGCCUAACCAUGGUUCUCUUUUUUCAUCUCUCUCUUUUCUUUCUCUCUCUCUCAUGGAGCUGGAGGUCCAUGCUUCACAUUUGGGCAUGCAUUAUUACCACACAUAAAAGCUCCCCAUAGGGGCUAAAUGUUUGGAAACAAUGUUUUUUAUAUCUUCCCUAUUGCUUUUGCUUCUCUUGGAAGGAAAGGUUCCAACAAGAGAACCAAAUUAAGCAAGUGCAUGUGCAUGUUGUUGUUACCAACUUCAAGAGCUAAGUUGGUCACAUACUUCUCUCUAACUUUGGCCUUGGAAAGGCCAAGCAAACACACAGUUCAAAAGGCUAGCCCUGGAAAGGCUAAGUAAGCACUUAAAUGGCUCACUGGAAAGAAAAAAAAAAUG